This is a messenger RNA of Mizuhopecten yessoensis (Yesso scallop), 4736 nucleotides long. RefSeq names its product inverted formin-2-like. The coding region runs from base 634 to 4125 and encodes 1163 amino acids. The transcript has 14 exons. Gene Ontology annotation, molecular function: small GTPase binding; actin binding. Lineage: Eukaryota; Metazoa; Mollusca; Bivalvia; Pectinida; Pectinidae. The record is from RefSeq and is a predicted model, not a curated record. Gene Ontology annotation, biological process: actin cytoskeleton organization.
UUACCGGCAUGGCGUGCACAGGAAAAUACUGUUUUUCUCUGAAGAUGUUCUCUUCCAAACAGUUGCUACUUCGUCCCUGCUCCCCGCCUGUGGCAUGCACUCGCCGUAUAGCAGCGCCAGAGUCAGAGCGGGAAAUUCUACGACUGUUUAAUAAUGCAAACAUCUCUAUGGUUUAAGGCGCUACAGAAUAGACAAAAUACCACAUAUGUACUUGUAAAACCGGAUAUGCCGAUAUCUUCAUCAACAUUCAGAUAUAAAACGUCCUGGAAAGGGUUUUCCAGAGUUGAAGAGUGACCUAGUUUGACAGGAGCAAGCUUUGUAACAACAGCAGGAUUGUUUUCGUCAGGGAAUAUGUUCUAUCGUCAAUGUCAUACUGCCUAUGUGAGUCUGUAGAGAUGACACGUUAUCCCAGUAGCGGAGUUGUUAAACUGGCGCCAACCCAACUUGAUAUUGAUAGAAUUUCUGCAAUGCGACAUUUGUUCUCCAAAUUUUCGGCAUGACAUUCUAGUGGAAAUAAGCAGUCCGUCGAAUGUUGAAAUACAUGUGAUGAUUUCUACCGAUUCGUAUAUUCUGGAAACUAAUCUUAAAAUAUUUCUUAAAGAAACCGAUUAUUGACUGGGAAAUCACUUGAAGAUGUCUCUUUCCGAUAUAGAAAUCGAAAUCGAUGAACCGGAAGUAAGUCCUCGGAAGUUCUUCCGUCAGAGGUCAAGGUCGGACGUUUCUUUAGCAACAGCUGUCCAGACUAUUCAAAUGACAAAGACACCAUGUGUUUAUUUAUUGAAAAAUCCAUCAGUAAUACACUUUUGCGAGUUGAGAAAAGUUUUAAAAAACACUAAAACUAAUUGUAUGGAGGAAUUCUUGCAUCAUGCUGGUUUGGAGUUGCUUUUUGAAUGUUUAAGUAAUCUGGGGCGUUACCCUGGGCGAUUUGCUAAUAUGGUGCUGAUGCUGGAAUGUGUUAUGUGCAUUCGAACAGUGAUGAACUCGUCUCUAGGACUUGGAUGUCUUAUAGGCCGGCGAUGUCACCACGGGUUCGCUAAAGCACUGGAUACAAACAAUGUCAUGGUAAAGAAGCAAGUAUUCGAACUACUGUCCGCCCUCUGUGUGUACUCGUCCGAGGGUUAUGUGCUGGCCCUAGACGCGUUGGAGUCCUACAAGUCACUGAAGAAACAGCGGUACCGGUUUAGUCUCAUUGUCAAUGAACUGCGCAUGGCGGAACUGGUUCCGUACAAAACUACCAUCAUGGGGUUCAUCAACUGUAUCCUCGUUGCCACGGAAGCAUUGGAGGACCGCACAUGCGUACGGAACGAAUUUAUAGGCUUGAACUUGUUGGAUAUUAUCAACAACCUUCGGAAUGAGGACGACGAUGACUUGGUUAUUCAGUGCGACGUGUUCGACGAGGAGAAGCAGUCGGAUGAUGAUGAAUACGCCGAGCUGAACCCUGAAAUCGUCAACCUAAAUGACCACAGGGACGUGUUUAACGCUGUCCUCCAGAAGGUGUAUAACACUCCUCAUUCGGACGUGUUCAUGAACGUGCUACAGUUACUUCUACAGAUUGAUCCCCAGAGCCCGAUCAGCGAUUUGCAGUGGAACUUUGUGGAGUCCACUGUGCGGAAAGCCAUUUUGGUGGACACUUAUGCCGUUGGAAAGCGUUCGUUCUCUGAACUGGUUGGAUCCAUGUUUCCCUCCACCAUGAAAGUCCCAUCCGUGUCCACAGGUGUACAAACUGACAAGGUCAGAGGACAGGUGGGCCACUUCAGUGAUACGGACACAAGUGCCGUGUCUCCCUCUACUGGUGAAUCUAUGCCAUGUCCUAAUCCGGCCAAAAGUGUUACAAAUGAAAUAGACACGACACUUACCUGUAAGGAGUCUCCACUGACCUGUAUGGUCGCUCCACUGACCAGCACGGUAGCUUCUUUAUCCCGUGCGGUCGCUCCACAGACCAUUCCUGACCCAUGUGUGCUGUGUGGUAGUCACACUCCAUCCAAAUUAUCAUAUCAGCAAAAACAACAUAUCAAGCGAAUUCUGAUGAAUGACAUUCCUGAUGCCUUAUCAAAUAAUGUAGGGUUACAUAUCCCCGCCCCUCCCCCGCCGCCACCUGUCCCGGGAACUGCAGGACCACCACCGCCUCCCCCACCCCCUCCAGUUCCAGGCGGCUUCGCACCUCCUCCGCCUCCACCCCCGCCCCCACCCAUGCCAGGAAUGGGAGGAACCGCCCCUCCACCUCCACCCCCGCCCCCACCUAUGCCAGGAAUGGGUGGGGCCGCUCCACCACCUCCGCCCCCUCCUCCACCUAUGCCAGGAAUGGGUGGGGCCGCCCCUCCACCUCCUCCCCCGCCGCCAAUGCCAGGUAUGGGUGGGAUACCACCACCCCCGGGAGGUGUGCCUCCGCCACCUCCACCCCCAGGGAUGGGAAAGAUACGACCUUUGCCUGCCAAUAUGACAUUUUCUCCAUAUCAACAACCUGCUAAACAUCUGUGGACGCCUAAACCCAAACACAAGAUGAAGGUGUUCAACUGGACCAAGGUCCCGCCCCAGACCAUAAGUGGCCAUGACAGUGUAUGGAAGGACGUACUUGACAUGGACGAUGCCAUAAAGGUGAAGUACGAGACGAUAGAACAGCUUUUCUGUCAAAAGUCCAAGACCGUUAAAGUUGUGGAGGAGAAGAAAGUCAAAGUGCCAAAAGAGGUGAUUAUUCUGGAAAUGCAGAGGAGCAUGAACGUAAACAUAUUCCUAAAGCAGUUUAAGUGCAGUCACAAAGAUAUCCUUCACAUGAUAUCCGAAGGGAACACGGAACAGCUCGGACUGGAGAGACUCAGGGGACUACAGAAGAUUCUUCCAACAGCUGAUGAAAUAACCAGUAUCAAAGCUUAUGACGGCGAUAAAAGUAAGCUCGGAAACGCAGAAAAAUAUUACCUUACUCUUGCUGAGCUGCCCGCCUAUCGUCAACGUAUCGAGGGGAUGGUGAUGAAAGACGACUUCAAAUUGGCCACCGACAUGCUUCGACCAAACAUCAAGACCUAUACCCGAGCCUGUGAGGACGUCCUCGACAACGAGUCCUUCAAGGUCUUCUUAAGGUUCAUUCUCCAUACUGGCAACUUCCUAAACGCCGGAGGCUAUGCCGGUAACGCCCUGGGAUUCAAGAUCAGUUCUCUGAACAAGCUGAUGGAUACCCGAGCCAACAAGCCCCGAGUGACCCUAUUACAUUAUUUGGUGAGCGAAGCCUUGAAAGAGAACAAGGGCUAUCUCAAAUUUGUAGACGAAAUGUGGCCUGAUUUGUCGGCCGCUUCCAGGUACACGACGGAGGCCAUGGCGUCAGAAUUAAAACAAACCUCGAAAAAUAUCAACAAUUUUGCAAAUCAGCUCAAAACUUGUCCGGAUGAUGUCAGGAACCAGCUUCAAACAUUUGUGGGCGAUGCGAAAUCGGAAAUAAAAGAACUAAAUGCUGGCCUGGACAGGAUUGCAGAGCUCGGGAAGAAGCUAGCAGAACAUUUUUGUGAAAAUGAGAGCAGUUUCAAAAUAGAGGAAUGUGUUGCUACCAUGACUACAUUCUGUGAGAAAGUUAAGCAAUGUGAAAAGGAAAAUGAACAAAGACGUGUCCAGGAGGAGAAGGCAGAGAGGCGACGAAAACAGCAAGCAGAAAUGAAAUCAAACCCUAAGCAAUGUAAGAAGAACAUUCCAGAUCAGGAUGAGGGUUGUAUCAUUGACAAACUGUUAAAUGACAUCAAGAAAGGAUAUAAACUGCGAAAGGCAACAACUCCAUCACCCUCUCCCGUCAAACAUGACAAAGUGGACGGAACAUCAAACCCCAUUCCUCCUUCAUCUGUAUCAACAGUGGCGGACAAAUCUGACAACACUCUCCCAACUGUCAAUGGUAACGUCACUGACUCUCUUGUCAAUAAAGAUUUCAAUGAUGCUGAAAAAAUUGACGUCAUCGAAUCUCGAACAAAUAGCAUCUCAGAACAACCUGCCAAUGGCGGACAUGAACUAUCUACCGUGAGUGAAGAAUGCCUUCCUCAGAAGGAUGAAUGCGCAGUAAGAAAGGAUGCCUUGCAAAUUUCAGUUGAUAAAACUGACAACAAUGUAAAUGUCGAAAACAAAGAGAAUUCGUCAGAAACAAUUUGUUAGUUUGUUUAUCUCAGUUACAUUUUUACGGUAUAAAUAUUAUUGGUUCCGCGUUUUAAAAAGUAAUCAGUAUAGUCACUGAAUGUGAGAAACUCGUUUAAUGCUUACAACAAACUUAUUGUUUAAACCACAGUUUUGUUUAUAAUGUACCUAACAAUUGACAUUAAAUAUGAAAUUAGAUUUCGUUAUGUUUGUAGGGUGUAUAUAUGUGAAGUACAAAUUGUACCUUACAGCUGUUUAAUACAUUAGCAACCCUGCUUUCACUGAGAAAAGUGCCUGCUUUGCGUUUGAAUACUAGCUUUUCCAAUAUUUUAAAAUGCAUUUUCAAGUCAAACACCGAUGAAAGCUAGUUGAUAAAAUCGGUUGGAUUGCUGUCUUUGUAUCAGUUUUUUCUUAAGUUCUUAAAUGAAGUCGCGGUUUUUAAUUUGAUUUGUUUGCUAGCUUUGCCUUUAAUGUGUAUUUUUUGGUAACAAAGUCGUUGCAAAAUGUCUUUGUAACAUUCGUCAGUUGGAAUAUUUCAAAGGAAUGGAAAGAUAUUAGUUAAUUUCCCCUUGAUGGCUAGGAAAAUUAGCAAAUAUACUUGAGUAACCGGAUGAAAUAUGAGUAGAAUGAUU